Ictalurus punctatus (channel catfish) is the source of this 1866-nucleotide messenger RNA. RefSeq names its product gastrula zinc finger protein XlCGF7.1. The transcript is spliced from 2 exons. The record is from RefSeq and is a predicted model, not a curated record. Bases 74 to 1075 code for a protein of 333 amino acids. NCBI's taxonomy places the organism in Eukaryota, Metazoa, Chordata, Actinopteri, Siluriformes, Ictaluridae.
CGCGCGGCAGCAAUCCCUGUCUCUGAAUCUCUAUAUUUUCCUUCCAGUGUCCUGAUUCUUUAAACCUCUUAUAAUGAAAUCCAGACGGCACUCUUUAAGAAAAUCCCCACAGACUCCUGAUGCUACUGGCUCAGAGAUGUACCACUGCUCAGAUUGUGGGGAGAGUUUUACUGAAAGUCAUCAUUUCAAAGAUCACAAGUGGAUCCACACAGUGGAGAAGCCAUUUUACUGUGGACAGUGUGGGAAGAGUUUUACUCACCUAUAUGAUCUCCAGCGACACGAGCGCAUUCACACUGGACAGAAGCCGUAUCACUGUGGACAGUGUGAGAAGAGUUUUACUUUUCAGAGUAAUCUCCAACAGCAUGAGCUCAUUCACACAGGAGAGAAGCCGUAUUACUGCUCCCAGUGUGGGAAGAGUUUUGCUCGUAAGAGUAAUCUCCAACGACAUGAGCGCAUUCACACAGAGGAAAAGCCAUAUUACUGCUCCCAGUGUGGGAAGAGUUUUACUUGUAACAAUAAUCUCCAGCAACACAAAUACAUUCACACAGGAGAGAAGCCGUAUUACUGCUCCCAGUGUGGGAAGAGUUUUACUUUUCAGAGUAAUCUCCAACGACAUGAGCGCAUUCACACAGGAGAGAAGCCAUAUCACUGCACACAGUGUGGGAAAAGUUUUAGCCAACUAUAUACUCUCCAACAACACAAGUACAUUCACACAGGAGAGAAGCUGUAUCACUGUGGACAGUGUGGGAAGAGCUUUACUUGCCAGUUUUAUCUCCAACGACAUGAGCGCAUUCACACAGGAGAGAAGCUGUAUCACUGUGGACAGUGUGGGAAGAGCUUUACUUGCCAGCGUUAUCUCCAACAGCAUGAGCGCAUUCACACAGGAGAGAAGCUGUAUUACUGUUCUCAGUGUGGGAAGAGUUUUCGUGACCAGAGCAGGCUCCACAGCCACCAGCAGAGUCAUACAGGACAGAAGCCGUACCUCUGUGGACAUUGUGGGCGGAGCUAUACUCAUUCAAGUUCAUUAAGGAGACAUAAGUGCUCUAAUAUAAAGCCAUCAGAUUUAGCCAUGUGAAUUUAUCAAAUUAAGAUACAUAUUUUACAUUUUAUUUUUUAAAGUGAGGUCAAGAGACAUUCAGACAUUAAACUUUAAUAUUAUUUUAUUUGUAAUGGACUGUAGUAUUCUGUGGCAUGGGCUUUUAUUGCUUACUCUUUGGGUUUUAGUGAAAUUCAUGAUUUUAUUUUGUUUUCCUGUUUUUCCCAAAACGCUCCAAUACCAAGGAUGGAAUACAUAUAUUUAACCAGUGGUAAUGACCACUUUAAUCAUCCAAUCCAGACCUCUGAGUUAGACACAUGACUCUAACUUCUCCCUCUAACAUAAGACUUUCAUUUAAAAUGAUUUUUAAAUGCAAGCUAAUGUUGUAUAUGUUAGUCGUUAUAUCAUACACUUUCUGUCAAACUGUCAGUCAAAGUAGUGUGUGCGGAUUUAUGGCCUUUUGUGCUUCCCUGGCCGACGUUUCUGAAGGUAACAUAAUUUAUGACCGGGGUGGGGGGGUAACCCUAUCGACUGCAUCAGUGGGUCAUUCUGGCCCCUGUGUGUCUGGGCAGUGGUGGAGAGGGGUGUGUGGGGGAGUAGCCCCGCAACAAAGGUGUUUAUGUUAAUGAGUCUGGGUUUUUUUUUUUUUUUUUGGGGGGGUGGGGAGGGCUAAAUACGUCUGAAAAGCGUAUCAAUGGUUAAUAUUGGGUUUGUUACUGUGUGGGGGUAUUUAGUUUGUGUAACCACAUUGUUAGAAAAAGCAUGAUGUUUGAAUGUGUACAUAUAUGUGUAGAAUAUUUGUUUGUGAAAUAAAUGAAAACAAAUGUUGA